Molecule: messenger RNA, 804 nt
Organism: Aspergillus calidoustus
Lineage: Eukaryota; Fungi; Ascomycota; Eurotiomycetes; Eurotiales; Aspergillaceae
Source: the annotation of a GenBank genome assembly
AUGGUCCUCGCCAAUAGCAGCGCCAUCACCGUCUGGGAAUCCUCCUACCCGGAUCUGUUCUGGGCCAUGAGGGGCGCAGGCCACAACUUUGGGAUCGUGACCAGUGCCGAGAUGAGGGUGUACCCCCGGCCGGAGCGUGAUUGGUCGUUCAAGUUGUACAUCUGGACGCAGGAUAGGAUCGAGCCCGUGUUUGACGAGCUGAUCCGGAUGCGCGAGGCCGGCGCGCCGAGGGAUCUGGCGUUCAACUACGGGUCGUAUGCGCUGGAUCCCGGGCUUGGUACUCGCGAGAAUGGCUCGGCGCCCUACAACCUCCUUUCUAGGGCCACAGGCGCAGGCGCCGAUUCCCCACAAUGCGAACGCGGCCGCACAUACAUGCACUAUUCGAGCUACUUGCAAGAAUGGAACGUGACCGCACAGCGCGCCAUCUACAACCUGUACGCCGAGAACAUGGCGACAAACCCGACGGCGUUUGCACGGGCGGCUGUACUGAUGGGGGACUACAAGCACGACGCGGUUGCCCAGGUCGACGCCGCGAGCUCGGCGUAUCCGUGGCGCGACAGACGCUUGCUAAACAACGUCGUCAUAAACUACACCCCCGACCCGUCCCUCGACGACUUUGCGCUUACCUGGGCGCGCCGCACAAAGGAACUCUGGGACGAUGGGCAGCUGGGGAUUCCGGGGGCAAACUAUGUCAACUAUGCCGCUGGGGACGAGUCGCCCGAGUCGGUGUAUGGGCAUGAGCCGUGGCGGAUGCAGAGGCUGAGGGCGCUCAAGGCAAAGUAUGAUCCACUUGGUUCGGUUUAG